GACGGGGUUUCACCAUGUUGGCCAGGCUGGUCUUGAACUCCUGACCUCGUGAUCUGCCCACCUUGGCCUCCAAAGUGCUGGGAUUACAGGCAUGAGCCACCGAGCCCGGCUGAGUUAACUUCUUCUUCUUCUUUUUUUUUUUUUGAGACAAAGUUUCGCACUGUGGCCCAGGCUGCAGUGCGAUGGUGUGAUCUUGCCUCACUGCAACCUCCGUUUCCCAGGUUCAAGCGAUUCUCUUGCCUCAGCCUCCCAAGUAGCUGGGAUUACAGGCGCCCACCACCGUGGCUGGCUAAUUUUUUGUAUUUUUAGUAGAGACAGGGUUUCACUAUGUUGGCCAGGAUGGUCUUGAACUCCUGACCUCGUGAUCUGCCCAUCUUGGCCUCCCAAAAUGCUGGGAUUACAGGCAUGAGCCACUGCACCUGGCUGGUAACUUUUUUUUUUGAGACGGAGUCUCACUCUGUUGCCCAGGCUGGAGUGCAGUGGUGUGAUCUCGGCUCACUGCAACCUGUCUCCCAGGCUCAAGCCAUUCUCCUGAAUCAGCCUCCCAAGUAGCUGGGAUUACAGAUCUAUGACCCCAUGCCUGGCUAAUUUUGCAUUUUUAGUGGAGACGGGGUUUCACCAUGUUGGUCAGGCUGGUCUCAAACUCCAGGUGACCUGCCUGCCUCGGCCUCUCUAAGUGCUAGGAUUAUAGGCGUGAGCCGUCACACCUGGCUGGAUCUAAGAUAACACUUUUUUUUUUUUUUUUUUUUGAGAUGGAGUCUUGCUUUGUCACCCAAGCUGGAGUGCAGUGGCACAAUCUCGGCUCACUGCAACCUCUGCCACCUGGGUUCAAGUGAUUCUUUUGCCUCAGCCUCCUGAAUAGCUGGGACUACAGGUGUGUGCCACCACACCUGGCUGUUUUUUUUUUAUUUUUUUAUUUUUAGUGGAGACAGGGUUUCACCAUAUUGGCCAGGCUGGUCUUGAACUCCUGACCUCGUGAUCAGCCCGCUUCAGCCUCCCAAAGUGCUGCGAUUACAAGCAUGAACCACCGCGCCUGGCCUAAGAGAACUUUUAAAGGCUGACUCACACACAAAGUAAUAAACUAGAUUAUUUCCUGAUUUAUGCUUUCCCUUUGCCAAAUUUUGGCUUGUCCUUGUCCUUAAUUUGCCUAAUUCUUUGAUUACCAGUCCAAAGAUGACAUCUUCUAAGUAGUGAUAAGCACUUUUACUCUGCCCUUUCAAAUCAUAACAAUCCAUGCACUGCAGAUGAUUUCGCCAUUUCUUACGUAAUGUGAGGCAAAUCCUAGAGUACAAUUUCCUAGCAGGCAUUUGGAUCUUACCCAUCUUUAUUUCUCAGGCUCCACAAAUUGAGUACCCGUUCAGGGUGCUAUCAUUAGCUCUGGCCUACUAAUGAAGAAACAAAAGGCCUCCAUGUUAGGACAUUUGAGGACCUGUCCUUAGUACCUAACAGUGUCUGGCACAUUUUAAAUGGGAAGGUGGAAGGGGCCGUCUUUUUUUUUUUUUUUUUUUUUUAAGAUGGAAUUUCGCUCUUUUGCCCAGGCUGGAGUGAAGUGGCUUGAUCUCGGCUCACUGCAACCUCUGCCCCCUGGGUUCAAGCGAUUCUCCUGCCUCAGUCUCCCAAGUAGCUGGGGAUGCCCAACACUACGCCCGGCUAAUUUUCGUAGUUUUAGUAAAGACGGGGUUUCACCAUGUUGGCUAGGCUGGUCUCGAACUCCUGACCUCGUGAUCCACUCACCGCGGCUUCCCAAAGUGCUAGGAUUACAGGAGUGAGCCACCGCGCCCGGCCGGGACUCUUACUUACGCUUUGCAAAUUCUUGUAAUUGUGUGAAAUUUUUUUCUGGGAAAAAAAAGCACUCAUUUGAUUGGUCUAAGGGGAAAAAAUGGGGCUAGCCCAAGAGUCACCCACUUAGGCAGUUCUACACAGUGCUAAGCAAUGUGCCUUAACAGGGGGCACGUGCACCCUGGGAAAACUCAAGAGAAAAUUAGCCGGACGUGGUGAGCUCCUGUGGUCCCAUCUACUGGGGAGGCGGAGGUUGCAGCGAGCCGAGAUCGCACUACUGCACUCCAGCCUGGGUGACAGAGCAAGACCUUGCCUCAAAAGAUAAAAAUAAAAAAUAAAACUCAGAGGGCACGUCUCCUAGGACACGGGGACAAGCUAGGUGGGGGCACAAGUCGUGAGAAUUGGCGAGCAUGGCCCGGGUAUGUCCAGCCGGGGCUGCCAUCUUGUUUUUUGAAACAGGAUCUCGCUCUGUCGCCCAGGUUGGGGUGCAGGGGCGCACUGCCGCCUGGAACUCCUUGACUCAAGCGAUCUUUCCGCCUCAGCUUCCCGAGGAGCUAGGACCACUGGGCGCGAGAUACCAUGCCCGGUUAAUUUUUUUUUUCUUUUGAAGAGAUUGCGAGGGGGCGGGGGGGAUGGUGUCUCGCUUUGUUGCCCAGGCUGAUCUCGAACUCUUGGACUCAAGCGAUCCGCCCGCCAAGGCCUCCCAAAGCGCCAGGGUUACAGGCAUGAGCCACCGCGCCCAGCCGGGGGCCGGUCAUCUUCUCCGGGGCCUUAUGCAGAGUCCGCUGCAUAAGGCCCCGAGCCCGCUGCCGAAGACGGAACUCCAAGACUGAAGCUCGUAAAGCGCCCAGCCGCACCUCUCGCCGGAAGCGGCUCGAACUCGGGGCCGGAAGUGACUCCAUUUCUGUGCGCCGAGCUCCGCCCCACGAGCACCUGUUUCCGAGCGGAGAGCGCGCGCUGUUUCCUCCCCUGGUGUCCUAUCGCGGCUUGGGACCCGGCAAGAUGGGCAAGAAGGGCAAGAAGGAGAAGAAGGGCCGCGGCGCGGAGAAGACGGCCGCCAAGAUGGAGAAGAAGGUGUCUAAGCGCUCGCGGAAGGAGGAGGAAGACCUGGAAGCGCUUAUAGCCCAUUUCCAGACACUCGAUGCCAAGAGGACUCAGACUGUGGAAGCUCCGUGCCCCCCACCCUCACCAAGGUUAAAUGCCUCCCUGUCGGUUCAUCCUGAGAAAGAUGAGUUAAUCCUUUUUGGAGGUGAAUAUUUCAACGGCCAAAAAACUUUUUUGUAUAACGAGCUCUAUGUCUACAAUAUCAGAAAGGACACCUGGACCAAAGUUGACAUCCCCAGUCCACCUCCGAGGCGCUCUGCUCACCAGGCGGUGGUAGUGCCUCAAGGUGGUGGACAGCUGUGGGUCUUUGGAGGGGAGUUUGCCUCUCCCAACGGAGAGCAGUUCUACCACUACAAGGAUCUCUGGGUCCUGCAUUUGGCCACCAAGACCUGGGAACAAGUCAAAUCAACAGGCGGUCCUUCGGGUCGGAGUGGACAUCGGAUGGUGGCCUGGAAGAGACAAUUGAUCCUUUUCGGUGGCUUCCAUGAGAGUACACGGGAUUACAUCUACUACAACGAUGUGUAUGCCUUUAACCUGGACACCUUCACAUGGAGCAGGCUGUCCCCAUCAGGGACGGGGCCCACACCCAGAUCAGGCUGCCAGAUGUCCGUCACUCCCCAGGGCGGCAUCAUCAUCUACGGGGGCUACUCGAAACAGAGAGUUAAGAAAGACGUGGACAAGGGCACGCGGCACUCAGACAUGUUCCUGCUGAAGCUGGAGGACGGGAGAGAAGACAAGUGGGUGUGGACUCGGAUGAACCCUUUGGGGGUCAAGCCCACUCCACGGUCUGGCUUUUCCGUGGCCAUGGCCCCGAAUCACCAGACACUGUUCUUCGGGGGCGUCUGUGACGAGGAAGAGGAGGAGAGCCUGGCGGGCGAGUUCUUCAACGAUCUGUUCUUCUAUGAUGCCACCAGGAACCGUUGGUUUGAGGGACAGCUGAAGGGACCCAAGUCUGAAAAGAAGAAAUGCAGGCGGGGCAGAAAAGAGGAGCCCGAAGGUGGUAGCAAGCCGUUGUGUGGGGGAGCUGGCACCCAGGGGCCUGUGCAGGUGGUCAAGGAGGUGGUGGCUGAGGAUGGCACCGUGGUCACCAUUAAGCAGGUGCUCGCCGCCCCAGGCUCGGCGGGGCAGCCCCGGUCUGAGGACGAAGACAGCCCCGAGGAGGCCGGCAGCUCCGCACCCGGGCCGUGUCCACGCUCCAACGCCAUGCUGGCCGUGAAGCAUGGGGUGCUCUACGUCUAUGGGGGCAUGUUUGAGGCCGGUGACCGCCAGGUCACCCUCAGCGACCUGCACUGCCUGGACUUGCACAGGAUGGAGGCGUGGAAGGCCUUGGUGGAGAUGGACCCAGAAACUCAGGAGUGGCUGGAGGAGACGGACUCGGAAGACGACAGUGAGGAGGCUGAGGGUGCCGAGGGUGGAGACGAGGACGAGGACGAGGACGAAGACAGCGGAGAGGAGAGCGGUGCGGAGGACUGAGAAGAGCCCCCGCUAGGGGCGCCUGGCACGUGCUAUUCCCACGUCCGCCCAGGACCCAGCCGUGUUGGGUGAAGCUCUUGGGGCCAGCCUGCGCCCUGACGCACAGGAGAGAGCUGAAGGUGGGUGGCCCAGGCCAGGCUGUGAACUUUCUCCCAUGGUUUAGUCUCUGACGCAGUGCUGGGCCGGAAGUUCAACUGAGUGCAGUGCAGGUGGAUUCCCUCAGCAGCCUGUGUGUUGUGUAAGAUAAAUUGGACUUGAAACAAGACCACCGCGGAGGUUGUCUUCUGUGUGGCCGUAGGCACACCGCAGUCUUCCUGGGGCUUCUGCCCCGGGCCAGGGCUGGGCCUAGGGCGAGACCACCCCACACUGGAGCGUGGAACCUUGGACACAAAGGACCCUCACGAAGCAGGUUUCUGCCCCUGAAGCCCCAGAAUAUGCUGUGCUUUGCGAGCCCUUCCUUCUACAAAACCAGAAGAGGGCCCUGACUGCCCAUCCAUCUUCACACUUGGGAUCAGCCUUUGAUGCCUGGAAACUGAAAAGCAGCCCAGGGCCAGUGCACACCUUCCCGGUUCUCAUUCAAGUGGAGCACCGCUGGCCGGCUGCACACGGGGGUCUCGUGGUGGGGGCUCCUCGUGCAGCCGCCUCACUCCUGGGAGCCCCCUGCCACCGCAUGGUCUCUGGGAGGCUGUGGUGGGACCAUCCCUGUCCCUGUCCCAGUCGGGUUUAGGGUAUAGGAUUAGCAUUUGCAAAGCGACGGGAAGGGAGGCCGGAGGGCAAGGGCUCCCAACGUCCCCACGUGGCUGCCACCAUGUGUCCCCAUCCAGCUCCUCCUGGCUCCAGCCUAAGGCUGUGGUGUGCUAACUCCCAACCUAGGCCUGCUCCAGUCCAAGACUGAAGGCCAAUUUGGAUUUGCAUAAUCGGGGUCAAAAGUUGAGCACUGAAACCACACCUGGUGCAGUUUUGUGUAUCUUAAAUAUUUUGAACAGUGGGAA
Symphalangus syndactylus (siamang) is the source of this 5348-nucleotide messenger RNA. RefSeq names its product kelch domain containing 4 (gene KLHDC4). The record is from RefSeq and is a predicted model, not a curated record. NCBI's taxonomy places the organism in Eukaryota, Metazoa, Chordata, Mammalia, Primates, Hylobatidae. Gene Ontology annotation, molecular function: protein binding.